Aspergillus homomorphus CBS 101889 is the source of this 1685-nucleotide messenger RNA. It is a transcript of the gene pex20, whose product is annotated as protein pex20. Lineage: Eukaryota; Fungi; Ascomycota; Eurotiomycetes; Eurotiales; Aspergillaceae. The coding region runs from base 182 to 1399 and encodes 405 amino acids. The transcript is spliced from 4 exons. The record is from RefSeq and is a predicted model, not a curated record.
UUUGGGCUUGCGGACUGUUUCUCACACCAAAGGAGAAAGGGAGAUCACUUGCCAUUCGACUUGUAUCCCUCACAGGUGUCCGAAGUACUUUCGUCGGUUCACCUCUCUCAGCCAAAACAACCCGAACCCCGCCUUAUCUGGCUUCUCCGGUGCCCUCCAGGCACAACGAACCACCGACAACAUGAGUGAUGCCCUCUGUGGUCCCUCGAACGCGCUUCAAACCUUCCAGAAGCAUGCUUCCGUCGACCGGACCCUGCAGCAGGAUAGGUUGAGUGCGCGACAAUCUCCGUCGCAGGGGUUCCGGAACCAAAAUCCUAACACCGGAGCGCUCGACCCCGAAUUUGCUGCCUUCGAAUCCAGCUUAGCAAACGCGCCCCUUCGCGAUAUCCAACACCCAGCUCACUUCGCCGCACCAGCCCCUCAAUUCCCCCUAUCCGGUCCAGCGGAAGCGACGAAUUGGGCUACCGACUUCCAAAGACUGAAUAUCGUGGGACCACCUCCAUUACUGCAUCAACAACCUAACGUAUCACACGCACCACUCUCCUCCGCCUCACAGCAGGGCUGGCACAAUGAAUUCCUCCAGCACCAACAACACCAACAACAGCCUGCCGCGCAACAACAACAACAUCACCCCCUAGCCCAUACCCAAGGAUUUCAACCCUCAUUUGCGCCCAUGUACCAGAUGCACGGAACCAGCACCUACGCCCCGCAAGCAACGACCGCUCCGCAAACAACAUCAGCAGCAGGAGCAGCCUUCGACGAAUCCGCCUUCGAGGCCGCCUUCGCGCAGGCCAGCGCAGCGAUAGUAUCCCAAGAGACCGAGACCGCGACAGCGACUGAGACUUUAGAGGAAGCCACCGCAGCCGCUGAAGAACAAACACAGCAAUCCCCGGCGCCGCUCGAAGCCUCCGAACAGAUCAGAAUCGGGUCCGACACGAUCCCGCAAUCCGACAAAACCAACGACCCCCAAACGCAAGCCCACGACGCGGACGCGCUCGCGCGCACCGCCGGCCAACUAGUCGACAGCCUCAAGCACGACACCAGCCAGAAGUUCCGGGACAGUAACUUCCUAGCGCUGAUGCGGCGCAUCCGCGACCGUGAGGUGCAUAUCCAGGGCGAUGAGUUUCAAGAAACUUCGCAGACCCUCCAUCCGGGGGGCCGAUAUUAUCCUGAAGGCUACCAGCAGCGGUCGCAUUUGGGACAGACCGCGGAUACUCAGGGCUCGGGUGGCCAGGGGGCUGGGUCUUCUGGUCUUACUACGGAUACCACGCACCAAAGCUCCUCAAACGGACCCGUCCAGCCCGCUCACGCCGCGGAAGGAGGAGUCCCUGUAAGCCGCACCUCGGGCGACAGCGGCCUGCUCUCUGAUACCUGGAACCACGGCGACCGCUGGGCGUGAAGCGCCAAUACCGCGCGGGUAGAUUCACCCACCGGACAAUCAUCUCAAAAAAGCCCUCCUAUCACCAGCCGCUAUACUGCUGCUCAUACAAAAGCUCGAUCCCUCCUGUCCCUGUCUUCUUCCCUCAUUGUGGAUUUUAUUGCAUUGUCCCUUGCAUGCACCUACAACCUUGGCACCCCGCUAGAACUCAACAUCCUGUGCGUCGACCAGCUCGUCUUUCUCUAAGAUUAUGACCUAUUAAUGAGUACAUGUAAAUUGAAUUCUUCCUCUCGACAGGGCUGCGGGU